This is a messenger RNA of Aspergillus heteromorphus CBS 117.55, 849 nucleotides long. RefSeq lists its product as uncharacterized. The record is from RefSeq and is a predicted model, not a curated record. Lineage: Eukaryota; Fungi; Ascomycota; Eurotiomycetes; Eurotiales; Aspergillaceae. The transcript is spliced from 2 exons. The coding region runs from base 1 to 849 and encodes 282 amino acids.
AUGGUCGGUUCAGAAUCCCCAGGGCCUUUUGUAGAAUUCGAUUAUCUGAAGAUCUUCCUGCACCACCCAUCCCCAUCCCCAUCACCCGGUUCGCAUCAUCUCACCUUCAACCCUUCAAAACCCUCGUCCUCCGUCAACCCCCUCAAACUGAGCACCACCACCACUACCACCACCCAGAAUGCCCCCAACAUUCCCCUCCUUCACCUCCCUGCCGCCAGAGCUCCGGCACCAAAUCUGGCACCACGCCCUCCCCUCCCCCACCACGCCCUCCCUCCACAUCUACGAACCCGGCUGCUGGACCCGCGCCACCUCACCCCCUCCGACCCGGACUACGACCCCUCCACCCCCGACAGCAACCUGAACUUCGAAUUCGACCACACCCGUCUCCCGCCCAUGCAAGUCUCCCUCCCGCUGUACUUCGUCAACCGCGAAGCCCACGAUCUCACCGUCUCCUGGCUGCGGAAACACCCCACCAUCGCGGUCAGGUUCGACCCGGCGGCGCAGUGUGUCUUCUUCACGAAGCCGUAUGACCCGCGCACGGACGCCAUGUACGUCUCCCUGGAGAGAUGGACGGAGUUCAUCUGCGAGCCGUUCGAUCGGCAGUUCGAGCCCGAUCUGUUGAAUCGGAAUUUGGGAUGUCCGGCGCCGGAGGUGCGGAGGAUUGCGGUCCCACGCGCGUUGCUGUGGGUGGAGAAGGAUCCGUUUGCGGAGUUCUGGCAUUGGUUUGGGGGGGUGAGUUCGGUUUUUCUGGUCGAGGGCGAGGUGGCGGUGGAAGAGAAGGGGGGGUCAGGGUGCAGGGCGGGUGGGAGGUGCAGGGGUGGAGGGUGCGGUGUUGCGGUGGGACUCUAA